GAUCCACUUGAAUGUAUCGCCACUCUAUUCAACCAUCCUUUAUUUCACAAUCACAUUGACUACACGGCUCGCAAGGUCUAUAGCACAGUGCAGAAGGAGUCUCGGAUAUAUACCAAAUGGAUGACAGGUGAACAUGCCUGGGAGAUGAAGGUGUAUAACACAUCAGCACUUCCCCAUGGUGCAAUUCUCCUGGGUACCAUCCUAUCCUCUGACAAGACAUGCAUUACUGCAUUAUCGGGUGAUCGUGUUGCACAUCCUCUCCUUAUCAGCCUUGCCAACAUCCACCGUGACAUGGACACACGGCUAAAAUCAUCUUCAAACACCUUCCUUCUCGCUGCCCUACCACUGGUUCCAAAAUUUGUUUACAAAAAUAAGUGA
Suillus clintonianus is the source of this 378-nucleotide messenger RNA. RefSeq lists its product as uncharacterized. The annotation marks the transcript as partial. The transcript is spliced from 2 exons. NCBI's taxonomy places the organism in Eukaryota, Fungi, Basidiomycota, Agaricomycetes, Boletales, Suillaceae. The record is from RefSeq and is a predicted model, not a curated record.